AUGACGUUCCCUUUCGGCAAUAAUUGCUUCAUCAAAAAUACGCAGGUAACAUGCAGGCACGGCUGGCGUUGUUCUCUCUCUCUCUCUCUAUAUAUAUACACAUAUAGCGCACGUAGUUCAGUUUGCCUUUGCCGUGGAGUGUUGUGCCCCCGCAUUUCCGCGCAUCUUUUCUAUUAUUAUUUCUUUUUUGUUUUGGUUGUUAUUUGUCAGCUUUUCCUUUUUAACCUUUUCAUUAUAGCUAUUUCCGUUUUUUUUUCCCAGUGCCGAGAGAAAAGGCUAGCUGAUCUUCUAUUCUCUUUCUUUCUUUCUUAUAUAUAUAUAUUCCUAACUCGAGAUGAUUACAUCGAUAACUGCGUUUUAAUUCUUGCUCCCCACGCCUUGCAGGCGCCAGACCUCUUUUAUACACAUACCUCUUUAUUUUUGCUUUAUUUUUUCAGGAUUGUUGUUUUCCCUUGCUCGUGCAUUCUUCUUGUCUCGUGCGUUUGCCAAAAGGAGCUGCCUCCUCGCUAUUUCGAACUUCAUCAGCUGUCGACGUAA
Molecule: messenger RNA, 537 nt
Organism: Leptomonas pyrrhocoris
Lineage: Eukaryota; Euglenozoa; Kinetoplastea; Trypanosomatida; Trypanosomatidae
Exons: 1
Coding region: 1-537 (178 amino acids)
Source: RefSeq, a predicted model, not a curated record